Molecule: messenger RNA, 3556 nt
Organism: Nilaparvata lugens (brown planthopper)
Lineage: Eukaryota; Metazoa; Arthropoda; Insecta; Hemiptera; Delphacidae
Gene: Cse1
Product: exportin-2
Biological process (GO): protein export from nucleus; protein import into nucleus
Cellular component (GO): cytosol; nuclear envelope
Molecular function (GO): small GTPase binding; nuclear export signal receptor activity
Source: RefSeq, a predicted model, not a curated record
GCAAGUGAGAGAGAAUCAUCUCAUCAUCUCUUUUUUAAAUUUGUCGUGCCGCGGUUUUGCAAUUAUUCUGUUUUCGGCGACAUUUAUUCUAUGUGAUUUAGCUUUUAUUUCGAAUUUGAAAAAGUAUUGGGUAUUAUUUUAAAACAUCGGAAUGGAGUUAUCUGAUGAGAAUCUCAGAACCUUGUCAGACUAUCUUCAAAAAACACUCAACCCACAAAUUGAUAUCCGGAGACCAGCUGAAAAGUUUCUGGAGUCGGUUGAAGUGAACAAAAACUACCCCAUACUGCUUUUGCAUCUCAUAAACAAACCGGAAAUAGAUAUCACCAUCAGGAUAUCAGGAGCAGUAGCCUUCAAAAACUUUAUCAAACGCAAUUGGAGCCUGAAAAAUGGCGGCACAGACCGCAUCCACGGGGACGAUCGUCAGCUGAUCAAGGCGACCAUCCUUGACAUGAUGCUAUCGGCGCCGGAGAGCAUCCAACGGCAGCUGAGCGACGCCAUUGCCAUUAUCGGCAAACACGACUUCCCUGACCAGUGGACCAAUCUCAUCGACGAUAUGGUCAGCAAGUUCGCUUCAGGUGACUUCCAUAUCAUCAACGGUAUCCUGAGGACAGCGCACUCCAUUUUCAAGCGAUACCGGUUCGAAUUCAAGUCCCAAGCACUCUGGACGGAAAUCAAGUUUGUGCUUGAUAAGUUUGCUCAGCCUCUCACCGAAUUAUUCGAGGCUACUGUUCAGCUUACAGUGGCACACGCCAACAAUCCAGAGGCACUGAAAGUGAUAUACAGCUCUUUGAUGAUUAUCUGCAAAAUAUUCUACUCACUAAACUUCCAGGAUCUGCCUGAAUACUUCGAAGAUAACAUGAAAACAUGGAUGGUGCACUUCCGUAAUCUGCUCACUGUCGAUGUAAAGUGUCUUCAGACAGGGGAUGAUGAAGAACCAGGCAUAAUAGAACAGCUGAGGUCACAGGUUUGCUCUAACGUUUCCAUGUAUGCGCUGAAAUACGACGAGGAAUUUCAGUCGUUUCUGCCCGACUUUGUCACCGAUAUUUGGAACCUGUUGAUCUCCACGGGAAAGCAGCAUAAGUACGACUCGUUGGUGAGCAACGCUCUACAGUUUUUGGCAACAGUGGCUGAUCGAACCCAGUACCGGCAUCUUUUUGAACAACCCGAAGUUUUGAGCAGCAUUUGUGAGAAAGUUGUCAUACCUAAUAUGGAGUUCCGACCAUCUGACGAAGAGCUGUUUGAAGACAACCCUGAAGAGUACAUUCGUAGAGAUAUUGAAGGAUCUGACAUCGAUACGAGACGUAGGUCGGCAUGCGAUCUUGUCAAAGUUCUAUCCAAGUACUUUGAGGAGAAAAUGUUGUCUAUUUUUGGACAAUAUGUGCAGGCAAUGUUGCAGCAGUACGACGCCAACCCGGGCACAUGUUGGCGACAGAAGGAUGCGGCGCUCUACCUGGUGACGUCACUCACCAACAAGGGCCAGACGCAGAAGCAUGGCGUCACACAGGCCACAUCACUCGUCAAUCUGUCCGACUUCACUGCCCAACACAUUCUGCCCGAACUCAAUAAACCUGACGUGAACAGCAUUCCAGUAAUCAAAGCUGACGCCAUUAAGUAUUUGAUGAUGUUCCGUAGCGUUCUGCCUGGCAGUGUUGUGGUGGGAGCAUUGCCGCAGCUAGUUCGACAUUUGGCCGCCAGGUCGCAGGUGGUGCACACAUACGCGGCGGCCACAAUUGAGAAGGCACUGGUGCUGAGGGAUCCAGGGAACGGGGAGGCUGUGGUUAGUGCCGCUCUGCUCGGCCCGUUGGCCACCGACCUGCUCCAGGGACUGUUCAGCACUCUAGAAGGCAGUGGCAUCGAGAACGAGUAUGUCAUGAAAGCGAUAAUGCGCUCGUUCACCGUGCUCCAGGAGGCGGUGAUCCCUCUGCUGGGCGAAUUGCUUCCCAAACUGACCGAAAUGUUGAAGGCAGUGUCACGGAAUCCGAGCAAACCGCACUUCAACCACUACCUGUUCGAGACACUGGUGCUGUCGAUUCGCAUAGUUUGCAAGUCGACACCCGCCGCGUCGGUCAUGAAAGACUCCAGACCCCAGACUCAGAUUGACCAGGUGAAGGAAAGGCUCAAUGAAAAGGAACAGGUUUUCCUUCAAGAAGGAGGCAGAAAUGCCAUCCAUGCCUGGAGCAGACCCACCACGCAAGGCAUUCACAUGCCUGAUGAUGUCCAUUUCAGACACACUGCCUUCAGCCUAUCCUCUAAAGCAGCACCGACCGACGCACACAGACUAUCACGCAGGCGGUCUUCGAGUCUCGCAGCCAACCGGUUAAGAAAGUCAUCGCUCAGUAGAAGCUCUUCCAGCGUCUGCGCCAUGCGACCCUGCGUCUCCAUGGCAACGGAAAAGACGCUGUCAGUUUCAGUCAACGAUGAGCAGGAUGACGGCCGGCUGCCGAUCAUGUUAUCACUGCUAUUGGAACUUCACAACGAGUCAGGUGUACCGGAAGUGUAUACCGCUCUCUAUCCGUGUCUGCUGUCCCCUCUGCUGUGGGACAGACCGGGAAAUGUGCGCCCGCUAGUGCGUCUGCUGCUCGCAUUUGUGCGCAAAGCGUCCCCCAAUCAGAUGGACACUGUCUUCCCACUGAGUGGACUACUGGGAGUGUUUCAAAAACUAAUCGCUUCUAGAGCCAAUGAUCACGAAGGCUUCUAUUUGAUGCAGUGUCUCAUUGAACAAUGUCCAAGGUUUGUUUCUGUUUUAAUUUACUUCAAAUUAUGUUUGAACAGAAUGUUUCGCAUGAUCGUUGAAAGGCUGAUAAUUCCGGAUGCGCAGAAAAUUUCUGGAACCGUGGAAGUGAAGAUUGCAGCCGUCGGACUGACCAAGCUGCUAUGUGAGUCGACAGAGCUCAUCGAUGGUGCAUAUUCCGAAUACUGGAGCCAGUUGUUGAACGUAGUGAUAAGACUGUUCGAGCAGCCUGAGGAUGAUUCCCUUCACGCCGAUGACCACUUCAUCCAAGUUGACGACACGCCUGGCUACGAGGCCGCAUUCGCCCAGUUGGCUUAUGCCCCGAAGGGACAACAUGAUCCACUCUCCAGUAUAACAGACGCCCGCCUGAACCUAGCUCAGUCUCUGAGCAAACUGUCCUCAAUGUACCCCGGAAGACUGAACGGCAUGCUACAGCAAGGAUUAGGAGACGCUGAACGACAGUGUAUACUCAAGUACUUGCAAGCGGCCAAUGUGCAGAUCGCAUGAGGCUUUACAUGUGCCUCUACCAAUUCAUCGCAGAUCGCAGGAGGCUUUACAUGUGCCUCUACCAAUUCAUCGCAGAUCAAAGGAGGGUUUACAUGUACCUCUAACAAUUCAUCGCAGAUGGCAGAUGGACAUGUGGCUUUACCGACUUUCUGGUGAAUUGAAGACUUUGGAGAAUAAAAUGAGACUCAGUGGCUAGUGAAACUUUAUCACCUCAUUAAAAGUAAGUCUUUAAUAAAAUGUAAAAGCGAAUAAAAUGAAUAAUGAGGAGAAUAAAAUGAGACUCAGCGGCUAGUGAAACUUUAUCACCUCAUUAAAAGU